GAAAAUUAUGCAAUUGGCAACAGAAUGCAAAGUGUCUGUCGGUUGUUUUUUUUUCUAAGCAAUCUUGUUCAAAAGCAUUGAAUUUUGCUUUAUAUCUCUGUUAGAAAUAAAGUGUUGUGAAUUUCGAUGAAUUAUUAUUAUAAAAAUUACAUUUUCUUUUGACUUCAAGUAACUGAUGGUAAUUUUCUUGCCUGCAAAUUGGAGUCUGAUUCCUAGAUAAAUUAAAAAAGAGGAAUGAAUUUUUCGCUGGAAUAAAGCUGUUAUUCAAGAAGUUGGUUAGUUAAGUAGUUCAGAAGUAUUUAACACACUUGGAAGACUUAAAGAGCUCAUAAUGGAGCCCAUGGAAGCAGAAGACUCCAGUAAAAGACCAGGGACUCGGGUAUUUAAGAAAAGCUCUCCAAAUGGAAAACUUACAGUGUAUCUUGGAAAGAGGGAUUUUGUAGACCACAUCACUCAUGUUGAUCCGAUUGAUGGAGUAGUCUUAAUUGAUACGGAAUUUGUGAAAGAGCACAAAGUUUAUGGCCAAGUCUUAGCGGCAUUUAGAUAUGGUCGUGAUGAUCUUGAUGUUCUGGGCUUAACAUUUCGUAAAGACUUAUAUUUAGCUAAUGAACAAAUAUAUCCUGUUCCUCAAGAGCAAACAGGAGGAGGAGGAGAAGAAGAAGAGGAAGAAGUAGUUGUAGUAACACCGCCACCACCAAAACAUCCAUUAACGAGGUUACAAGAGCGUCUGAUUAAAAAGCUAGGGCCUGAAGCAUAUCCUUUUUUCUUUGAAUUGCCACCACAUUGCCCUGCAUCUGUAACAUUACAGCCUAGUCCUGGAGACACUGGCAAACCUUGUGGUGUUGAUUAUGAGUUGAAAGUAUUUAUAGCGGAUAAUGUUGAUGACAAAGCACAUAAAAGGAAUACAGUUCGUUUAGCUAUUCGGAAAAUCAUUUUUGCACCCAGUGGGAAAGGUGAACAGCCAAGUGUUGAAGUGAGCAAAGAUUUUAUGAUGUCGCCAAAUAAAUUACACUUAGAAGCAUCUCUUGAUAAAGAAUUAUAUCACCAUGCAGAAGAAAUUGCUGUCAAUGUACACAUUGCUAAUGGAUCAAAUCGUAGUGUGAAGAAAGUUAAAGUAUCUGUAAGACAGUUUGCUGAUAUCUGCCUCUUUAGCACAGCUCAGUAUAAGUGCACAGUUGCUGAAAUAGAGAGCGAAGAAGGGUGCCCUGUUGGACCCGGCUUCACUCUUUCAAAAGUAUAUUAUCUUAGGCCUAUGCUUGCCAAUAAUAAAGAUAAGCGAGGCUUAGCACUUGAUGGUCAACUCAAGCAUGAAGACACAAAUCUGGCAUCGUCAACUAUCAUUAAAGAUGCUACCCACAAAGAAAAUCUUGGCAUUAUUGUUCAGUAUAAAGUCAAGGUGAAGCUUUGUCUUGGUCCUUUAGGAGGAGAUUUAACUGCAGAAUUGCCAUUUGUCUUGAUGCAUCCAAAACCUGCUGAUGAUCCACCUCCUGUGCCCUCAAGAAACCCGUCAGUCCCCAAGGAUGAAAAUAAUGAAAACGCAGGAAUAGACACUGAUCUUAUUCGUCUGGAUACGGAUGUUGCUGCCGAUAAUGAAGAUGAUGAUCUUAUUUUUGAAGAUUUUGCUAGAUUGCGUUUAAGAGGAGAAACUGAUGCAUAAUCUUUGAUUGGCACAAUAUUUAUUUUGUAUUAUGUUAUCUUUUUUUUUUUGCAUUUUCUUUUAAUUAUUGCAUGUUUAUGUAUGUGAUAGUGAAUACACAUCCAUGCUCUAAAUAUGACUGUGUAUGCACUUUCAAACUGUUGUAAAUAUAUAAAUAUAUCAAAUAUAAGAUUAGACAGAUAAUAUCUAUCUGUAUAUCAGCACCGGUAUCAAUUGCAUUUCUGUAUAUUCAUGUUUUUAUUUCUUACUUCUAAGUCAUCUUAGCCUUUUUUUUUUUGCAAUUGAGCCCAUAGAUUUUUUGAUUUUUCUAAAUCAUAAUUACCUCAUUUGUAAAAUAGUUUUUAGUCAGCUUUUUUUUAAUUUUUUGUUGAAAAAAAUGAUCUUUUUAUAUCUUUGUCCAUUUCAUUAAAGGUACUAUUAUCACAGAUUCACCAAACUGUCAUUAAAGCUGCACCAGUGCUUACAUUUCUGUAUUUGAUCAUUAUGAAUUCUGUGAACUACCAAAAAAUAAUCUCUUUUGUUGUUGAUAAUAACUUGGUUUUUGCUGUUUUAAUGUCAUAAAUUGGAUUCUGUAUAAUGGUGCUGUCAGUUUUAUAGAUUUUAUGAGAUUAAAUUAGGAGGGCUCAA
Parasteatoda tepidariorum (common house spider) is the source of this 2284-nucleotide messenger RNA. RefSeq names its product beta-arrestin protein kurtz (gene krz). Gene Ontology annotation, cellular component: cytoplasm. The record is from RefSeq and is a predicted model, not a curated record. NCBI's taxonomy places the organism in Eukaryota, Metazoa, Arthropoda, Arachnida, Araneae, Theridiidae. Gene Ontology annotation, biological process: signal transduction; G protein-coupled receptor internalization. Gene Ontology annotation, molecular function: G protein-coupled receptor binding.